Molecule: messenger RNA, 2948 nt
Organism: Electrophorus electricus (electric eel)
Lineage: Eukaryota; Metazoa; Chordata; Actinopteri; Gymnotiformes; Gymnotidae
Gene: pmpca
Product: peptidase, mitochondrial processing subunit alpha
Cellular component (GO): mitochondrion
Molecular function (GO): metalloendopeptidase activity; metal ion binding
Source: RefSeq, a predicted model, not a curated record
GUCUUUAUAAGAUCUAAUAUGGCGGUUCACAUGUCAAGGUUCGGGUGUUGGUGCCGUAUACAAAGGUUCGGCAUUGCUGCGUGUAGGCAAUACAGCAGCAGCGGCGGUGGAUAUCCUAAUGUCUCUUUGUCCACGGCGUUACCCGGAAUUCCUAAGCCUAUAUUUGCUUCAGUUGAUGGCCAUGAAAAAUACGAGACUAAAAUAACCACUUUAGAGAACGGCCUUAGAGUUGCGUCACAAAACAAAUUUGGCCAGUUCUGCACCGUUGGAAUUUUAGUGAAUUCAGGAUCUCGUCAUGAAACCAAAUAUCCUAGUGGAAUUGCACACUUUUUGGAAAAGCUAGCUUUUUCUUCUACAUCUCAGUAUGGAAGUAAAGAUGAAAUACUUCUAUCACUGGAGAAACAUGGAGGAAUCUGUGACUGUCAAACAUCCAGGGAUACAACAAUGUAUGCAGUUUCAGCUGAAGUCAAAGGUCUGGAUACUGUGGUUAGCCUCUUGGCAGAUGCUGUUCUGCAGCCACGUUUGUUAGAUGAAGAGCUCGAAAUGACUCGAAUGACCGUGAGGUUUGAGUUGGAAGAUUUGAAUAUGAGACCUGAUCCUGAACCGCUACUGACAGAAAUGAUUCAUGCUGCAGCGUACUGGGGGAACACAGUGGGCCUGCCCCGUUUCUGUCCUGUGGAGAGCGUGGAGAAGAUCGACAGGAAGCUGCUGCAUUCCUACCUGCGCAGCUACUACUGCCCGGAGCGAAUGGUGCUAGCCGGGGUGGGGGUGGAGCACGAGCGACUGUUAGAGUGUGCCAGGAAGCACCUGCUGAACGUGAAGCCUGUGUGGGGCAUGAGUACGCCAGGCCAGGUGGACUGCUCCAUGGCCCAGUAUACAGGGGGCAUCGUUAAGAUGGAGAAGGAUAUGUCUGAUGUGAGCUUGGGACCCACACCCAUCCCAGAGCUUACGCACAUCAUGAUCGGCCUGGAGACCUGCUCCUUCCUGGAGGACGACUUCAUCCCUUUUGCUGUCCUCAACAUGAUGAUGGGAGGAGGUGGCUCUUUCUCAGCAGGUGGCCCAGGGAAAGGCAUGUUUACGCGCCUCUAUCUGAACGUGCUCAACAGACACCACUGGAUGUACAACGCAACCUCUUACCAUCACAGCUAUGAGGACAGUGGUCUGCUUUGUAUCCAUGCCAGUGCUGACCCAAGACAGGUGAGGGAAAUGGUGGAGAUUAUCACAAGGGAGUUUAUCCAGAUGGCUAGCACCACGGGAGAGGUGGAGCUGGAAAGAGCGAAGACCCAGUUGAAGUCCAUGCUGAUGAUGAACUUGGAGUCCAGGCCCGUCAUCUUUGAGGAUGUCGGUCGGCAGGUUCUGGCCACAGGCAAAAGGAAGCUUCCCCAUGAGCUAUGCCAGCUCAUCAGCAACGUCACGGCCAGUGACAUCAAGAGAGUGACCACCAAGAUGCUGCGGAGGAAGCCGUCCGUUGCGGCACUUGGUGACCUGACCGAGUUCCCUUCACACGAGCACAUCCAGGCGGCCCUCUCCAGCAAAGACGGUCGCCUGCCACGCAUGUACCGCCUCUUCCGGUAGGAGGGCGUUGCUGACAGCACCAAGGACCCACCCACAGCACGACUUUCACUGGAACUGGUGCAACACGUGCGAGCAGGCACGGAAGUUGUGGUCAGGCCUCCGUCUUGUAGUAUUUCGUAUGGUGAUCUCAGAGCUACGAAUCUUUGCCUGCUGACGGGGGUUGGGAGAGAACUCAACUAGACAAGAUACAAGAUGUAAAUUUUGCCCCCAAAAGACUGGUUCUGACUCAUAUUUUGCUUGGUUUUGUUUUUAGUCCCACGUCAUGUCCCCAAAACGGGCCUCAAAAAAGAAAGGUACUGAUGCAAUAGGUCAGUCUGGGGCUAAGAGUCACAUGGCAAUGUGCAAAAGAAUGUGUGCUUAUUACCAGUCUAUUGCAGUAAGUCAGUCAUUUGAGAUUCUGAUCUGUAUUUAAUUGGUUUGCUUGUUCAUUAUCAGAGCUUUUGCGUGUUAUACUGAUGGAGGCAUUUGUAUGACUGUUUGUUUGAUUUUUGGUCACUUUUACUUUAAAGUCUUUUAAAUACAAAACACUGGUGCAAGCUCUCUAAGAACUUAUAGUGAAGCAAAUUUCCGAUGAGUGUAUUUAGGCAUAUAAACCUUGUAGGGUUUUUGUAAGAAAGAAAAUUAUAUAUGUAAAAUGAUCGGUGCAGGUCCAGAAGAUGUUUCACCAAACCCCUGACAAAAAUGGCUAUUGAAUACUCAGGUACUAGAAAAGGGAACAGAUUACAUUCUGGGAGGUUGACAAUCUAACACAUACUGAUAUUUAAAAUAUUCUGGUCAGACCAUUAAGACCUUUGCCAUAGUUCUUGUUUUUGCCCUGUUGUUGACAGAGGCUUUAUAUUACUACUUUCAGUUGGUUUCUUGUAAAACUAAGCAUAGAUAUUAGUUACCAUAAACUGUAACCAGGAUUAUGUCCCGAUAUCAAUUUCUAAACAUAUUUCUUUAAAUAUGAUGGUCAUUUUAGAUCUGGGACUAUCAGAAUAGCAACUGGAACUGUAGGCUUAAACCUAAUCAUGUUGUCUUCUAAACCUGUGCACAUUUAAAUGCUGUAGAAAGUGCACAACUUGGCUCUAGUGUUGGCAAUAUGCCCAUCAACAUUUUGUACUAAACAUUUUGAUGUUGAGCUGUAUGUCCUGUAGGCAUACAUUUAAGAUACUGUCAAUGCUGUGGCAUUUGUCAGUUUGUUCAUAUCAGUGCUGUGAUGCAUCUCCUCAGUGGCAUAUAGAUGCCUUGCAUACUGGGAAAAAGUCUAAUGAUUCAUUUCACAAUGGUUGUAUAGUGUUUGAGUUUUUAACAUUUUAACAAUCCUGAUCCUGUUAGAAAUUCACAUGUUCUUUCUUUUGACAUGUAUUAAAACACUAAUUGUGAGUCAGAAA